This is a messenger RNA of Rotaria sordida, 2781 nucleotides long. NCBI's taxonomy places the organism in Eukaryota, Metazoa, Rotifera, Eurotatoria, Philodinida, Philodinidae. The record is from the annotation of a GenBank genome assembly.
AUGUCGAAUAUAAAAAUAAUUAAACCAAUAGCUACAUAUGCAAAUGUUAAUGGAAGUUUUCCACUAACAACAACAAUAAAACCUUUAGCUGUUGCUGCUACAACAUUAAAAGAAGGUUCAUUAGUUUAUCUUCUUCAUCAAUUACCAUAUAAUUUUCUUUUAACGGAUUUUUAUGAUCAUAAUCAACAUUAUAAUAAAAUUCCUAUUCAUUGUUGGAAUCAACAUUUAAUUGGACCAGGACUUUUUCAAGAAUGGGUAUUAGCAAUAAAAAGUGCUCGUACACCAGACGAACAAAAUAUUGAAUUAUUUCAACCAUCUGAAACAAAUUUAUUUGGUUUUCGUACUACACGUUUAGUUGUUCCCGAUGAACCACUUCUUGCUUGGUUUAGUCUUCCACAAUUACGUACAAUAUGUGAAAAAAUUAAAUUAGCAAAAAUAUUUAAAGUUGAAGAACUUCUUAAAUCUACACGAUGUCCUCGAUGUAAAAUUGAACAAAAUUAUUUAAAUGUCUUAGUUGCACAUGUUCUUCUUGAUCAAUGUCGUGAUCCAACAUCAUCAAUUAAUAUUAAUCUUAAUGAACGUUUAUUAGUUCAUACAAGUCCAAUAAAAAAAUGUUCAAUGGAUUUUUCAUCAACAAAAAAAUCUUCAUCAUCUUCUCGUCAAGUUUCUAUGAUUAACGAUAGACAAAAAGACGAGAAAAUUAAAGAAAAAAAUGAUGAACCACAACAACCAAUAACAUUUUCAUCAAAUGAUGUAUCAUCUUACAAAAUGAGUGUACUUGAUGGUACACAUGCAUUAGAAUUUACUUCAUUGGAUAAUGAUGGGAGACAACGUAAAGCUCAUUUAUGUCUUUUUUGUGGCAAAAUUUAUAAUCGUAAAUAUGGUUUAAAAAUUCAUCUUCGUACACAUACAGGAUAUAAACCAUUGCAAUGUCGAGUUUGUUUUCGACCAUUUAGUGAUCCAUCAAAUCUCAAUAAACAUAUACGUCUUCAUUCAACAGCAUCAUCAUCAUCAUCCGUGUCACAUAAACGUUCUUUUGAAGAACAGGAGGAAUCCAAUAUAGAUAGUGACAUGAAAAAUUCCAUAAGUCAAAUUGAAUAUAACAAUAAAUCAGACACAAUUUGUGUUUAUUUAUAUGGAUCAAUGAUACCAUCAAAAAUAAAUGCAUUAAAAGUGAAUUUUAAUAUUGUUCUUGAUUUAUCUCUUUGUCAUUUUAAUGAUACAAGCGAAAAAAUCUCUCAUAAUCAAUUAAAUAAUACAAAAGAAAUAUUAAUUAUUCAACUAUCAAAUGAUUGUUCCUUGAUUCAACAGUUAACAAUUUUAAAAAAUCUUAAUUGGACACAAAAUUAUUUUGCUAUUAUUUUUUCAAUCAAUCGUGAUAGUAAAACAUUUGAACAUACAUUAUUAUCAUAUAUUGAUAAUCAAAUAAAAUCUUCUAUUUCAAUAUUAAAUUAUUCAAAAUAUUCUUGGUCAUUUGAAUUUCCAUUAUAUAGAGAUCUAAAUGAUUAUAAUUUAAAUCAAACUAAUAUUGGUUUUAUUGAUUUAAACGAAGUUAAACAUUUGAAUAAUUUUCUUUCGAAUCAAACAAAUUUUUUAUUAUAUCGUAUUAAUCGAGAUCAUAUUCAAUUUGAUCUAUGUUUUUUUAUUUUUAUUACUAUUAUUAUUACCUGCAUGUUAAUUGGUAAUGAAUGGCAUUGUAGAAUUUUUAUGAAAAAAAUUCUUAAUCAUUAUAAUAAUCAUUCAUCAAAAACAAAUAAAUUUAAAUAUGGAUUAAUUAUUGGUUUAUUAUUAUUAAUUUCUUUUAUUUUAUUAUAUAGUAUUGAUCGAUAUUAUACAUUUAUAAUAGGAUAUGUAUAUUUAUUUAGUUUUAUGAUAUUUUCUUCAUUUAUUAUUUAUUUAUGUUUUGAAAAUUUUUCUUAUUUAUUAAUUAAUAAAUUUUAUCGAAAAUUUAUGAAUAAAAAUUUUAAAUUAAAUUAUAUUUAUCAAUUGUUUAGAUUAAUUCUUAUGUUUAUUUCAUUUAUUAUGAUUAUAUUAUGGUUUUUAAAUAGAUUUACAUCUAAUGGAUUUAUUAUGACGAAUUUUAUUGUUUUUUUUAUAACAAUUGUAAUUAUUGUACAAAUGAGAAUUGUUAAUCUAAUGAUAUGUAUGAUUAUUUUUGCUUUUAUACUUAUAUUUGAAAUUUUAUCACUAAUUAUAAUAAAAUUUAAAAAUCAAUAUAAGAGAAAUGUAAUGAUUAUUAAUCCAGAAUAUCCAAUGACUAUUUGGAAAGUUAAUAGAAAUAAUCAAAAUUGGAUUGAUGUAGAAUUUAUUCAACAUUUAUAUAUGAAUAUGUUUGAAAAUAGUGGCUUAGAUUGUUUACUAAGUGGUGGAAGUAUGAAUAUAUUAAAAAUGAAUGCUGUGAAAUGGAUUAUAAAAGAAAAUCUACCAUUUGUAUUUAAUUUUCCUCGAUUGAUUAGAAAUAAUGACAAUUGUGAUUUUCACGCUGGUCGAAUUUAUUUAUCAAUUGAUGAUAUUAUUUUUCCUUCAUUAUUAAUAAAUUUUUGUCGUUUAUUUGAUAUUGGGAAUAAUAUUCAUUUUCGAAUUUAUUAUAUUCAAGUAUUAAUUAGUUAUAUUAUAUCAUUUUUUUUUUCAUAUAUAGUUAUGAUUAUUACUAAACGUGAUCAAUUAUCAUCAAUUAUGAUUUAUCCAUUCAUAGUUUUAUCAACAAUUUUAACAGGAGUAGUAAGAGGUGAAUUUCGGAAGGAUGCACCAAUUCCAAUUCCAACCAAUCCCAAUUCUUAG